CGUAAGCUCACUCGACCAAAACAAAUAUGGCGGAUACAGUAAUGAUGGUAAAGACUCCAAAACCUUUUGUCUGUUUUUUCCCCGGUUUUUCUUGAUUUCGUUUAUGGGUUCGGCCGUUUUAUAAAGUCGUCGUUGGGCCGGAGAAGUGUUUUUGGAAGGUAGUUUGACCGGACACCCAACAAAACGAAACCUAGACUAUAAACGGAAGUGUGUGUGGCUUUUUUGAAACUAAACAUCCGCCUGUGCAGCGCGUGUUUGCUGUGUUAUGUCGUUAUUUCAGUGCAUGAAAAAUGGGGAAAACAUGAAAAAUAAAGACGUUGAGGUUCAACGACACGAAGAAUGGUGUGCUGAUUGAGAGGACCAAUAAUAUGUAACUCAAAGCAAAGAAAGGAGAAAUGGACUUAACGUGGAUACAACCUGAGAGCACCGAGUGGUAAACAGUAAUACUUUACAGAAAUAUUACCAUGGGUUUGGUAAACUUUGUCAUAUCCACUGUAGGAAAAUGUCUGGAUGCUCUCUGCUUACUACUGGACCUGAACUUUGUCAUCGUCCACACCGUGGUGCAGACUCUCCUGGCAGUCAUCACCUUCAUAACCAGCCUGCCCAGCCUCCUUUAUAACUCGGUGCUGGAGCUGGGAAACCUCGUUCUGCUUUGCGCUGUGUCCACCGCGGAGGCGACAUCAAACCUAGCUCACAGCACUGUGGCUAAUUUGGGGAGCUUGUUGCUGGUUCUGGAGGGGCUCCUGGAGAGCUUGAAGAUGGUGGGUUACCUGUCUAUGCACGUCCUACUGCGUGGAAAGGAGCACUUGUGUCGAGGGCUGCUGUCAGUGAUUGAGGGCUGUGGCAUCGCAGUCAGCCUGGUGGUCUAUUUUACCAACACAGUGGUAAACUUUGUGCUUAUCGCUACCCAGAACAUCUACUUGGCAUUGGUCAGCAUGUGGCAGACGGUUUCCACCCCACUGCAGAAGGCGCUGGAGCUCACGUUGACCUGUUUCACCUUUCUGUACAGCAGCCUGGCCGGCACAUCAGCUUUGCUAUGGACACCCUGCAAGAUCGUUUUGGACUUCCUGGUUUCACUGGUGCACAUGUUCAUUAGCAUCUUCAUACUGAACAUCUACGGCCUCGUGCUCACCAUUACUAUUGCACUGGCCACCACCGCUUACCUAAACCCGGGACUGUCCCGACAGAUUGCUGUGCGCGUUGUAGAAUAUAUAAACUCCUUUUCACUUCUCCGUAGAUUAUGUUUGGCUCUCAAUUGCAUCACUUCAGCCUUACUGUGCACGCCUCACUUUAUACGCCGUAACGUGCAGUACCUGCAGAGGAUCCUCUAUCACAUCUACCGACUGGAGAGACGACUUUGGCAGCAGUUGUCUCACCAAAGCAGCCUGAUUGGCAUGAUGCUCCGACCACAUCUUCACAGGCAAAACAAUAACAAUAACAGCAACAACAGAGCUGGAGGUGACGGUGACCCUGGGGAAGAGAGGCGGGACCCACCAGAUGGUAGAGCAGGAGAUGGAGCCCACCAGGAGGUGCUCAAUCCAGUUUUACCCUCCUCCAGCACAAACAAGCAGCUAAAGAAGAAGUCAUGUUCAGGCGAAGAUGGUAAACCUCUGCCAGCUGAGAGUCUGCUGACUCUGCUGAAGGAACAGGAGGAGAGGAAGAAGUGUGUGAUUUGUCAGGAUUGUGCCAAGACAGUGGUGCUGCUGCCUUGCAGACACCUCUGCUUGUGUAGAGACUGCACACACAUUCUUUUAAGGCAGCCCAUCUACCAGCAGAACUGCCCGCUCUGUCGGCAAAUGAUCCUCAACACCAUGGACGUGUAUCUAUGAGGGACCAGCCAAAGUGGAUCAACCGGUGUCUGAUGCCAAGUAGCCUCACAGCCUAUCAGUAUCUACAUGUAUAAGUUUUACCACCAGUGAGCUUUACUAUUUAAAGAUUUAUUUUUUUGUCUUUUCACUUAAAUGGGACUUAAGUGAAAAGACCAGACCAGACUUGUUAAACAUACUGGAUAGCUCUGGAUUAUUUGGGAAUUGAGAGAUUUAAUGAUAGUAAGAAAAGAAAAAGUCACCAGGUUGUCUUCUGGUGUCAGAUGCGUGCACACGUUAACAGCACAUGUUGUGCCCUGAUUCCAUACUAUACACUAAAUGUAAACAACACAUAGUAUGUACAAGUUCUCAUGGUAAACAUUUUCUGUGAGUAUGCAAGAAGUCAACAUAUUUAUAUGUGCACAAUAUUUGUGCCAUGAUGCAUCACAAAAGUGAUACAGCUGUAUACAUUUUGGGAGAAAGCCAGAUGUUUUGUUUUGUUUUUUCAGCUGUAAGCACCUCUUUGUGCAUUUUGCAUCAAAAAUGUAAACACAAGCUUCUUUUUCUCACAUGACGCCCUGGAAAAUAUCAGAAUAAGUUCUGUUCUCACUUCUGAGAAUAUUCCUUAGCUUAGGUGAGGUAGUGGCGUGGGUACGCCUUGCUUGCUUAAUUCUACGCAUUAUUUUCCACUCCGUUCCUUCAGGCAUCAUAUAAACUUUAUACCCAAGGAGCUAGAAGUGUAAAAAAAUCAAUUUUCAGAAUGAUCUCUGUUCAGGGAUGCAAUGCUUACAAUGCUUUAAAUAUCAGUCACGUGUGCAACUGUGUGUGUGUGUGUGUUUGAGCUUUGCUUUAAUUUUUGCCUUCCCAGUGUAAAUCCAUACUCAAAUCCUAGAGUUAGUCUUGAUUUUGGGGGCAAGUCUCCAAUUUAAGAGUAAGCUGUGUCUGUUGCUGUUUGCCACAGGGAUGCACUGAUUAAUCAGCCACGCAUCAGCUGUUUGCCAGUAUUAACCUUGCUGACUGCCUGCUACCCAUUUAAGAUGAUAACUACAGUGGCCCUGAGAGGUCAAACAGACUGCAACUAAAGAAACAUCAGCAAAUAGAGAAAGAAAAUACUGCACAAAUACAACAAAAAUAGAAAAAAAAACAUUGCAAAAGCUAAAAAAAAUUAACGUUUUUAGUUUCUGGGGAAACAACUAUUUGAUACAGCAGCUGUGGAAGUUACAGAAACCAAAACGUGAAGGAUUGCACUGAGACACACUCGACAGAAGCAAAAGAUUCAUUAUCGUUGUAAAGGAGAAGCAAUGCAAGGCAGUAUAUAUAUUGUUUUAAUCACACAAUUCAUACAGUACUGUAGACGUAUGUUUGCUGUUAGCUGUUUACUGUUAGCUUGUCACUUCCACAGCUGUCCUGUCACGUUAUUGUCUUCCCAAAAACACUUUUUCUUUGGUGUUUUUUUCCCCCUUUAGUUUUUCCUUUAACAGUGUUGUGUCAGUUUCUGCUGUGUUUUGUGUGCUUUUACAGAAUUUUCCAGUUUACUGGUGGGUUUCUUUUAAGAUGCAGUGCAUUUGACCACUCAGAGUUCUUAGGUUUGGUCAACUGAAUGCUCAAAAACAAGGUGGUUAAGAGGUCUGGUAUAUCCUUAAAAGUGAUUGUUUGUUUGUUUGUUUGUUUGUUUGUUUUAAGUUUCCCUGGCACAAAUGGAGUUCCAGUGUUGCUACAUUGAGCCUCAGGCAUUGCUAAAAAAGCUUUUCUACCACUCAUGUCUUAAAUUGUUGUGAUUCCAGUGGGCCAAGCUGUGAAGGAAGGAAGCUAACACUGUGCUUUUACUUUAUUAGUGAACACAUAAUUCCACAUGCUGUACGCAUGAAUGUUGUAUGUAUAAAUGCAGCUUUCACCCUUUAGACCAGAUUCUGUGAACCACUUCACCAUUUUGUCUUUCCAGUCAGGCUUGAUUCCAUUUAUUGUAUCUUAUUUCUUCCAGCUGAUAGGGUCUUUCCUGUCCUCUGCCAGAGGUGAGUUACAGUCACAACUGACGAGUAAUCCAUAAAUGGUUUUCCCUUUCUUUUGACAUUGCCGUAAAACAGAUUUCUGUGGUAUAAAAGGACCAUAAACAAAUAAGGAUUUUGCAAUUUAAUUUGCGGUUGUUUCUCCCUUUUUUUUCUGUUUCAUUUAAAAUAUUAAAAUUGAUUUAUGUUAAAAGUUUACAGGACAAUAUUUUGUCACCAGUUAUUGCGUUGUUAUUGAUGGUGGGUGGUGUAGAGUCAGAUAUGGAGAAAGAAGAAAAUGCCACUGGUCAUUUGAUCAGAUUUGCCUUCUUACAAGAUCAUAUAAAAAUCCUCAUUUUGUGUAAUUUAAAUUGCAGUUUCUGAAGAAUUUGCAGGGUCUCGAGUUGUGUAAUGGAAAAUACUGAUGAUGUCACGUUUUCUACCGCGGGUGAAAGCGGUCUCAGUGUCAAUUUGGAAGAUUAUUCAUGAUUCUAGAGCCUGUAGUCAGAAUAGACCGCUCUCAGGUAUUUCUAAAGCACCAAUGGCAGUCCUAACUAAAGAUUGCAGUGGGUAGAAACACAUGCUGAUUGCUGAAUGUAUGAACUGUGUGAGCAGUGAAGGACUGUGAGUUGAAGACAUGAAUGUGUGUUAUGUUUUUAAAAUUGCCAUGUGACUGUCUUGUGUUUGUAAUAAAAUAACAAUCCCUGAAA
Messenger RNA from Neolamprologus brichardi, 4500 nucleotides. RefSeq names its product ring finger protein 26 (gene rnf26). Gene Ontology annotation, molecular function: ubiquitin protein ligase activity. Gene Ontology annotation, biological process: protein ubiquitination; ubiquitin-dependent protein catabolic process. NCBI's taxonomy places the organism in Eukaryota, Metazoa, Chordata, Actinopteri, Cichliformes, Cichlidae. The record is from RefSeq and is a predicted model, not a curated record.